GUGCUAGAGGCAGUGACACCGAGGCACUGAGCAGCGCCAAGUUGCUAGGUAACGCGAGCCAGGUGCUAGGCGGCACUACCCAAGCGAAUGGUGGCGACGAGAUCAGGGCAAACAGGCGUGGGGUCGGUGGCGCCAAUAGGCUGGGCAACAGUGGGCAGCAGCCAAGUGGCAGCGCUGGUGGUUGGCAUGGGUCAGUCAGCAACGUAGACAGUGGGCAUGAGGAUGGUGACGCCAAAAGGGUAAGCGACGCCGAAGAGGCUGGGCUUGGCCACGCCUCAACUAGGCCUGGCUUGAACGAGCUGGGCAUUAAUUUUGGUGACACCUUGGGCUUGGGCUUUAGUGCCAAUGCAGGAGAGAGAGGAGGCAGCGUCAACGUGGGAGAGGGAGGAGGCGGGGCUAGUCUAGGCCCUGGGUGGCGCCAGCCAGGCGUGGAGCGGUUAGGCGAUGGCACUGGCAGUGAGCAGCGGUCAGUCAACCGUGUCUGCGACCUGGGCGGUAGUGGCGAAUCUGAUGGGAACCUAAGACUGGGUGGAUCCCUUAGUAGUAGACUGGGUGUUGGGAGAGUGGACCCAUGCAUGGGGGAGACAAACUUGGGCACUGAGACCUCGCUCAGAGAGGUAGAUGGACCAUGUUGUGGAGGGGAUCGAGGUAUCACCUUCUGA
Ilex paraguariensis (yerba mate) is the source of this 662-nucleotide messenger RNA. Lineage: Eukaryota; Viridiplantae; Streptophyta; Magnoliopsida; Aquifoliales; Aquifoliaceae. The record is from the annotation of a GenBank genome assembly.